UCCAUGGAGGGGCAGCCCAUAUGCCUAUAUUCAACGAAAUGCUGAUAGACAAUGGAUUUGAACAGAUUGGCAUGUGUUCGCUUGUGGUAUUAAAUCGUAUUGAUGGCGAUAUUAGUGCCGGUGAAUAUGAACGUUUUCGCCGAGUUGAGAAAAGGUAUCAUCGAGUGGUUCAGUCAGCUUGGGGGUUGGCGGCCGCUGGGACACUGAUGCUCAUGCGCGGGAUGGUAAUUGUGGAGUACCGGAAGGAUUAG
Molecule: messenger RNA, 251 nt
Organism: Trypanosoma cruzi
Lineage: Eukaryota; Euglenozoa; Kinetoplastea; Trypanosomatida; Trypanosomatidae
Exons: 1
Source: RefSeq, a predicted model, not a curated record